This is a messenger RNA of Protopolystoma xenopodis, 738 nucleotides long. Lineage: Eukaryota; Metazoa; Platyhelminthes; Monogenea; Polystomatidea; Polystomatidae. The record is from the annotation of a GenBank genome assembly.
AUGCUUGCUGAUAGACCGGACCCUAGACCUCAGCAUGCCUUGGUUAAGCAGCUUUCACGAGAUGGUUGUACGAUACCGCCAUCGGUAAAUGAUGUCACUAUCAAUACAAAACAUAUAAACUCUUCAAGUAUUCUUAAUCAUUUGUCCCAAAUUUCCCGUAAUGCCGAUAACCUCAAACGUGAGGCUACAUUUUUGGAGACCAAAAAACUUCCUCUUAUAAAAUUGGAUUCGUGUUUCUCGAUUCAAAGACCAUCUGCUGUUACGGAUUUUCAGUGCGAUGAUACUUUGUCUACUAAAAGGCAAAUCUCACUUGACGAGACUGAAAACAGUCAAAUUGGAACCUACCAAACGGCUUUUGUCGCCCCGAUAGAAUGUGGUGCCUCACAGACUCAUUAUUUUUUACACAUUCCGUUGAGGGGGCUCCGAAAAGGUCCACCUACUGAAAAAAAUGGUCAAAACAGGAGGCCUAUGCCCGUUAAUAUGCUCAGCGCCCCAAAUGUUAUAGCCUCAAAUCGAACCGACUUAAUAGGAGCUCAGCACGAAGCAGUUCGUGAAACAAACGUUUUACAGCAGAUCGAAUCUCUUAGACUUCGUGGCCUUUGGUCCGCCGCGCGUUUACCUAAAAUACUUGAACCACGUCGGGCUAAGGUCCAUUGGGAUUUUCUUCUAGAAGAAGCUUCCUGGAUGGCAGUUGAUUUUAUUGAAGAGCGCAAAUGGAAGCAAAGUGCAGCUAAAAAG